CGGGACCCCCGGGCCCCCCCCGGGCCAUGGACUGGCAGCCGGACGAGCAGGGCCUGCAGCAGGUGCUGCAGCUGCUCAAGGACUCGCAGUCGCCCAACACGGCCACGCAGAGAGUGGUGCAGGAUAAACUGAAGCAGCUGAACCAGUUCCCGGAUUUCAACAAUUACCUGAUCUUCGUGCUCACACGCCUCAAGUCCGAAGAUGAACCCACGCGCUCCCUGAGCGGGCUCAUCCUCAAGAACAACGUCAAGGCUCAUUUCCAGAGCUUCCCCCCGCCCGUGGCCGAGUUCAUCAAGCAGGAGUGCCUGAACCACCUGGGGGACGCCUCAUCCCUGAUCCGGGCCACCAUCGGUAUCCUGAUCACCACCAUCGCCUCCAAGGGCGAGCUGCAGAUGUGGCCGGAGCUGCUGCCCCAGCUCUGCAACCUCCUCAACUCCGAGGAUUACAACACCUGCGAGGGGGCUUUUGGGGCGCUGCAGAAAAUCUGCGAGGAUUCCUCGGAGCUGCUGGACAGCGACGCCCUGAACCGGCCCCUCAACGUCAUGAUCCCCAAAUUCCUGCAGUUCUUCAAGCACUGCAGCCCCAAAAUCAGGUCCCACGCCAUUGCCUGCGUGAACCAGUUCAUCAUGGACCGGGCACAGGCGCUGAUGGAGAACAUUGACACCUUCAUCGAGCACCUGUUUGCGCUGGCGGUGGACGAGGACCCCGAGGUGAGGAAGAACGUGUGCAGGGCGCUGGUGAUGCUGCUGGAGGUGAGGAUCGACCGCCUGAUCCCCCACAUGUACAGCAUCAUCCAGUACAUGCUGCAGAGGACACAGGACAGCGAUGAGAACGUGGCACUGGAGGCCUGCGAGUUCUGGCUGACGCUGGCGGAGCAGCCCAUCUGCAAGGACGUGCUGACGGCUCACCUGGUGCAGUGAGUCCCCGUGUCGCGAUAUGACCCCGUCCCGUCGCGAUACCCCCAGGGCGAUGUGGAGGAGGACGAGGCGGUGCCCGACAGCGACCAGGACAUCAAACCGCGCUUCCACAAAUCGCGCACGGUGACGCUGGCGCACGAGGAGCAGCGCGGGGGCGACGGGGAUGGCGACGGCGACGACGAGGACGACGACGACACCCUGUCGGACUGGAACCUCAGGAAGUGCUCGGCAGCAGCGCUGGAUGUCCUGGCCAACGUGUUCCGGGAGGAGCUGCUGCCCCACCUGCUGCCCCUGCUCAAGGAGCUGCUCUUCCACCUCGAGUGGGUGGUCAAGGAGUCGGGGAUCCUGGUGCUGGGGGCCAUCGCUGAAGGCUGCAUGCAGGGCAUGGUGCCCUACCUGCCCGAGCUCAUCCCACACCUGAUCCGCUGCCUGGCCGACCGCAAGGCUCUGGUUCGCUCCAUCGCCUGCUGGACCCUGAGCCGCUACGCGCACUGGGUGGUGGCUCAGCCCCCCGAGCUCUACCUGAAACCCCUCAUGACCGAGCUGCUGCAGCGCAUCCUGGACGGCAACAAACGCGUGCAGGAGGCGGCCUGCAGCGCCUUCGCCACGCUGGAGGAGGAGGCGUGCACGGAGCUGGUGCCGUACCUGAGCUUCAUCCUGGACACGCUCGUCUUCGCUUUCAGCAAGUACCAGCACAAGAACCUGCUCAUCCUCUACGACGCCAUCGGCACCUUGGCCGACUCCGUGGGCCACCACCUCAACCAGCCGGAGUACAUCCAGAAGCUGAUGCCGCCGCUCAUCCAGAAGUGGAACGAGCUCAAGGACGAGGACAAGGAUCUGUUCCCUCUGCUCGAGUGCCUGUCCUCGGUGGCCACGGCCCUGCAGAGUGGCUUCCUGCCCUACUGCGAGCCCGUCUACCAGCGCUGCGUCACCCUGGUGCAGAAGACGCUGGCCCAGGCCAUGAUGUACAACCAGCACCCCGAGCAGUACGAGGCCCCCGACAAGGAUUUCAUGAUCGUGGCCCUGGACCUGCUCAGCGGCCUGGCCGAGGGGCUCGGUGGCCACGUGGAGCAGUUGGUGGCCCGCUCCAACAUCAUGACCCUGCUGUUCCAGUGCAUGCAGGACACGAUGCCCGAGGUUCGCCAGAGCUCCUUUGCCCUCCUGGGUGACCUCACCAAGGCCUGCUUCGUGCACGUCAAGCCCUGCAUUGCCGAGUUCAUGCCCAUCCUGGGCACCAACCUGAACCCCGAGUUCAUCUCCGUGUGCAACAACGCGACCUGGGCCAUCGGGGAGAUCUGCAUGCAGAUGGGGGCCGAGAUGCAGCCCUACGUCCCCAUGGUCCUCAACAACCUGGUGGAGAUCAUCAACCGCCCCAACACCCCCAAAACGCUCCUGGAGAACACGGCCAUCACCAUCGGGCGCCUCGGCUUCGUGUGCCCGCAGGAGGUGGCCCCGAUGCUUCAGCAGUUCAUCCGGCCCUGGUGCACGUCGCUGCGGAACAUCCGUGACAACGAGGAGAAGGACUCGGCCUUCCGGGGCAUCUGCGUCAUGAUCGGGGUCAACCCCGGGGGGGUCGUGCAGGAUUUCAUCUUCUUCUGCGACGCCGUGGCGUCCUGGGUGAGCCCCAAGGACGACCUGCGGGACAUGUUCUACAAGAUCCUGCACGGCUUCAAGGCCCAGGUGGGCGAGGAGAACUGGCAGCAGUUCUCGGAGCAGUUCCCCCCUCUGCUCAAGGACCGGCUGGCGGCGUUUUACGGGGUCUAGGCCAGG
Molecule: messenger RNA, 2687 nt
Organism: Sturnus vulgaris (Common starling)
Lineage: Eukaryota; Metazoa; Chordata; Aves; Passeriformes; Sturnidae
Source: RefSeq, a predicted model, not a curated record